Messenger RNA from Triticum turgidum subsp. durum (durum wheat), 408 nucleotides. Lineage: Eukaryota; Viridiplantae; Streptophyta; Magnoliopsida; Poales; Poaceae. The record is from the annotation of a GenBank genome assembly.
AUGGAUGCGGUUGGCUGCUACCUCCAGAUCGAACCGAGGACCAGGGUCAACGCGCGCGAUGCAGAGGUCGGACAUGGGGUCAACGCAGUGGACGCAUCAAUGGUGCAGGUGGAAGCAGAGCUCCGGCGUGAGGCACGGCCGCUGCAAGGACUUGGCGAGGCGGCGAGGUCCGGGAAUGGGCGCGGCGAGGCGCUUGGGUCCAAAUCCGGUGUGGAGGGCUCUGGCAACGACUUGGUUCGCUGGAUCCGGGCGAAGAACACGGCGGCUCGACCUUGGCGUCCAUGGCGUGGCGGGAUAGAGCUCAUGGGCAGAGAGAGAGAUGAGACAGGAAAAGGACCCGAUUGCUUAUAUUUUCCGGGCCAAGGACCCGAUUGCUUUUUCAUUUUUCCAAAAAGGGUGUUGGUGUAA